AUGCUGAAUGCAAUGUGCACACUUAGUGAUGGUUUGUCCGGACCGAGCGGAAAUAGAACGCCAAGGAGCAUGAGCCGGCCUGAUCGUAAGCUUGAUAACGCAUGCCAUCUUCACGCUCGUCCUCUGCGCGAGCUGCCGCUGCUACUUUCAGUACGGUGUCAUGGUCGCUUCAUGCUUUCUCCUAUUCUCAUUUUCUUCAUUUUUCCGCUGAAGAAGGCAAAAAUACCCCUCGAAUCACAUUUUGGACGUUUUUGCUGA
This is a messenger RNA of Cylicocyclus nassatus, 258 nucleotides long. The record is from the annotation of a GenBank genome assembly. NCBI's taxonomy places the organism in Eukaryota, Metazoa, Nematoda, Chromadorea, Rhabditida, Strongylidae.